This is a messenger RNA of Jaculus jaculus (lesser Egyptian jerboa), 2320 nucleotides long. RefSeq names its product ankyrin repeat and SOCS box containing 13 (gene Asb13). The transcript is spliced from 6 exons. The record is from RefSeq and is a predicted model, not a curated record. The coding region runs from base 34 to 870 and encodes 278 amino acids. Gene Ontology annotation, biological process: protein ubiquitination; positive regulation of protein catabolic process; intracellular signal transduction. NCBI's taxonomy places the organism in Eukaryota, Metazoa, Chordata, Mammalia, Rodentia, Dipodidae. Gene Ontology annotation, molecular function: protein binding.
CGCACGGAGCCGCUCGCCGCUCCCGCGGGCCGCAUGGAGCCCCGCGCCGGGGACGGCUGCUUCCUGGGAGACGUGGGUUUCUGGGUGGAGCGCACCCCUGUGCAUGAGGCAGCUCAGAGGGGGGAGAGCCGGCAGCUGCAGCAGCUGAUCGAGAAUGGCGCCUGCGUCAACCAGGUCACGGUGGACUCCAUCACACCCCUACACGCAGCCAGUCUGCAGGGCCAGGCGCAGUGUGUGCAGCUUCUGCUGGCAGCUGGUGCCCGGGUGGACGCCCGCAACAUCGAUGGCAGCACCCCUCUCUGUGAUGCCUGUGCCUCAGGCAGCAUUGAGUGUGUGAAGCUUUUGCUGUCCUAUGGGGCAAAAGUCAACCCCCCUCUGUACACAGCGUCCCCUCUGCAUGAGGCCUGCAUGAGCGGGAGUUCCGAGUGUGUCAGACUUCUCAUCGAGGUGGGAGCUAAUCUGGAGGCCCAUGAUUGCCAUUUUGGGACCCCUCUACACGUUGCCUGUGCUCGUGAGCAUCUGGACUGUGUCAAAGUGUUGCUCAAUGCAGGGGCCAAUGUGAAUGCUGCGAAACUCCAUGAGACAGCUCUUCAUCAUGCGGCCAAGGUGAAGAAUGUCGACCUUAUUGAGAUGCUCAUAGAGUUUGGAGGCAACAUCUAUGCCCGGGACAACCGAGGGAAGAAGCCCUCAGACUACACGUGGAGCAGCAGUGCCCCAGCCAAGUGCUUUGAGUACUAUGAAAAGACACCUCUGUCCUUGUCACAGCUCUGCAGGGUGAGUUUGAGGAAGGCGGCUGGUGUUCGAGGGCUGGAGAAAAUCGCCAAGUUAAACAUACCUCCCCGCCUCAUCGACUACCUUUCCUAUAACUGAGCUGCAGGCAGGGCCAGGCUGCCUGGUGACUUAGCUGGCUGUCACUUGCUGCACCCAGCCUUGGGCCCCAAGGCUUCUGCUGUUUGUCUGAAGCGCCAUCAUCAGCUGUAGAGAGAACAGUGGAGCCUUUUCUUGGAGGAGCUCUCUGAGGCCUCAAGAGUGUCUUGGGUCACAUUUGUGAACAUGACCCUUGCUGAUCCUCUGAAACUCAUGCUUCACUCUGGGGUAGACUGAGCUCUCCAGUUUUCUCUUGUCACCAACACUCUCAAAGGCACUCAAGACAGAUGGUUCAGGUUGCACAGGGGAGGCCAGGCAAGGCUGGGGUCUUAGGACACAACUGUCAAUGUUCCUAUGUCUUGGUGGCAUGUCACAGAAGUAUCAGGUCCCAGGUAGCCUGGAAUGAUCAUUCUGCUGACCUGCCACCUGGACUUUCUUUGAAGGGCAGCAGCUGGCACUUUCCCAGGUCUACCUGCACCCAAGUCUAUCCAACUCAGGGGCUUUAGAUGGGUCAGACUGGGGAAGGGUCAAGCAGUGUUUCUUAGGAUGUUUGUCUGAAAUAUUAGGGCUCAACUCUUUUAAAAAGUUAAUGUAGGUUGAAGAACCUAUAGAGGAGCUGUAUGUAUGUGUGGGUGGUGGAUGGGUGGAUAGACAGAUAGACAGACAGACUGCAAGACUUCAACAAGGAUUUGUAUAUUAGCCUUAUAAACAAUAGGUAAUGUGAAGGCCUUGUGGUUUAUACUCUCAUAUGUAGUCAUUUCCAGUGUAAAGGGCUGAUAGAUUGUUUAGGGGUAGUUUUUCCAUCUGUUUCUAUAUUUGCCAAAAGAAUUUUUUGCCCACUUUUUUUUUUUUUUUUUUUGGCUAGCCUCUUGAAGCUAUGUCACUAGUAGAAAAGAUUGGUGAUAUCCUAGCUUCCCUAACGUGCAUGGGUUCACUCAUCUUUGCAGAUGCUUCUGGAAUAUCUGUAUUGCACAACACAUAAAUCCACAGCUUUGAACUGCAUCAGAAGGUGACUUAUUGAGGCAGAAAGAAGUUGUUCCUUUCCUAUAAAUACUAGAAAUAAGUCUUUCUUUAUUAUGGGCCACUAGUUGAAAUAUUAAGUCCUGUACUUAGACUACAUUUUCCUAACCUUCUGUGUAACAGUAAUCAUGAUGAUAAGCCCCCCAUGCAGCACAGAGUUGCACGUGCAUGCAGAGGGUUUGCACUGAGCACUCACACUGAGGAGAGCCAUCCUACUCCGUUAGUCUUAGCUAUGAAUCUGAACAGGUCCGUGUUUCUGCAUGUCAUGUAACGGCCGUAACUUUGUAAGGAGCAAUGAGUUCUGCCUCUUCCUUCUUUGUAACAGAAACUUACCUCUAACGAUGAAGUCUGAUAGCCUCAUCCGAUAUACCUCUCAAUGUCCAGUCGGGUCCCUACACCACAAUUGCUCAAUAAAGUGGCUGAAUGAAGCUCA